This is a messenger RNA of Mytilus californianus (California mussel), 462 nucleotides long. Its product is annotated as salivary glue protein Sgs-3-like. NCBI's taxonomy places the organism in Eukaryota, Metazoa, Mollusca, Bivalvia, Mytilida, Mytilidae. The transcript is spliced from 2 exons. The coding region runs from base 1 to 462 and encodes 153 amino acids. The record is from RefSeq and is a predicted model, not a curated record.
AUGUGUAGAUGUAAAGGUCUGCGAACCUUUUCAAGUAAACCAGAUAUGUGUAGAUGUAAAGAUCUGAAACCCUCUUCAAGUCAACCAGAUAUGUGUAGAUGUAAAGGUCUGAAACCCUCUUCAAGUCAAACAGAUAUUUGUAGAUGUAAAGGUCUGAGAACCUUUUCAAGUCAACCAGAUAUGUGUAGAUGUAAAGAUCUGAAACCCUCUUCAAGUCAACCAGAUAUGUGUAGAUGUAAAGAUCUGAAACCGUCUUCAAGUCAACCAGAUAUGUGUAGAUGUAAAGAUCUGAAACCCUCUUCAAGUCAACCAGAUAUGUGUAGAUGUAAAGAUCUGAAACCCUCUUCAAGUCAACCAGAUAUGUGUAGAUGUAAAGAUCUGAAACCCUCUUCAAGUCAACCAGAUACGUGUAGAUGUAAAGAUCUGAGACCCUUUUUAAGUCAGCUAGGGUUGCAAAAGUGA